Molecule: messenger RNA, 3714 nt
Organism: Odontomachus brunneus
Lineage: Eukaryota; Metazoa; Arthropoda; Insecta; Hymenoptera; Formicidae
Gene: RhoGAP68F
Product: rho GTPase-activating protein 1
Exons: 9
Coding region: 261-1802 (513 amino acids)
Biological process (GO): negative regulation of endocytic recycling; small GTPase-mediated signal transduction
Cellular component (GO): cytoplasm
Molecular function (GO): GTPase activator activity
Source: RefSeq, a predicted model, not a curated record
GAUAUGAACUAUACAUUUUCAGUACUGGCAGUGAAUUUCGGAACGCAGCCUUCGUAAGCACCUAUUGAGUGAGAAUGAGAGAGAGAGAGGGCCGUAGCGCGUUGCACGUUGUACGUCGCAUUACCGUACGUUGUUAUACAUCUAGAAGAGGAGAAAAUGUCAUCGUGCGAGCAAAUUCAAGAUUUCACGUGUCUGUAACAACACUGAAAUAAUCAUAGCUUCAACAGCUGCAGUAUUCUGUACGCGUUAACAGUGUAGAAAUGGAAGCGGACUAUCAGCCGACGUUGAGUCCAUCGCGGACGUUAAUAGGUAUAACUAACGACUGUGAAGAUCCAUACCCCAGUUUAUCUGAUUAUCAUGAUUAUGAACCAAAUCUGGAAUUUGAUGACACAGAAUUGCAAACUACCUCCAAUAAUGGUAAUAUAUCCAAUGAAAUUUGCUUGAUUUUUAAUUUGUAUUGUAUAUUUUAUAGUUGUUUUAUUACAGCUGUACAACUUCUGGAAGAAAAAUUAGAUUUGGCCAGUAGCGGCACAGGUACUGGGAUAGAUUAUUUGGAAAGCCCAGUGAGUGACGGCACGAUUGAAGAGAACUUUGAGGAAGCUUUGGUAGAUGCUCCAGUUAUUGAAUCUGCAGCAGAAGAUCUUGCUGCUUUAGAUGGUGAACUCGCCGAUGAGGAAGAUUAUCUAGACAUAUCUAGACACGGAAUUGUGGAAGUAGUCGGCGAUGAUAGUGCUGGUCGCAAAAUAAUAGUAGUGUCAGCCUGUAAAUUGCCUCCUGUUGGAAAGGAGACCUUCAAUCAUGCUAAGCUGCUUAGGUAUCUUACAUAUACCUUAGACACGUUCGUGGAGCAAGAUUAUAGUCUCGUUUACUUUCAUUAUGGUCUUACGUCCAAAAAUAAACCACCUUUAUCAUGGUUAUGGCAGGCGUACAAAGCAUUUGAUAGAAAAUAUAAAAAGAAUCUCAAAGCUCUAUAUCUAGUACAUCCGACUAAUUUUAUUAGAAUUGUGUGGCAAAUAUUCAAACCAGCUAUUAGCGUAAAGUUUGGACGGAAGAUGAUGUACGUUAAUUAUCUAGAGGAAUUGGCACAAUACAUUAAUUUAGAUCAACUUAUCAUACCUCCCCAAGUGAUAGAACACAACGAACAGCUAUUGAUAAAGAAUAAAAAAAACCUAUUAACAAAUCCGACGCAAAGUACAGUAACUACGCCAGUUGGCACGACUCAAUUCGGUGCUAGCCUGCAAUUUAUAAAGGAAAAUAAUAACGGUGACUCGAUACCGCCAAUACUAAGACAGUGUGUAGAAUUUCUCGAUAGUCCUGACGCUCUCGAAACUGAAGGAAUAUUCCGAAGAUCAGCCAACUUAAUGGUUAUCAAAGAACUUCAGAAUCGUUGUAACCAAGGUCUACCCAUCGAUUUUCAAGGAGAUCCACAUAUUGCUGCGGUUCUCCUUAAAACUUUUCUCCGCGAAUUAGACGAACCUCUUAUGACCUAUGAAUUAUAUGAUGAAAUUACACAAUUCCAAACAUUAUCAAAGGAUGAACGUCCUCGUAAAGUUAAGAUAUUAGUACUAGAGAAGCUUCCUGAGGACAACUAUCAAGUCCUUAAAUACAUCGUACAAUUUUUAUCAAGGGUAAUGGACCGAUGUGAUUUGAACAAGAUGACUUCUAGUAAUCUUGCAGUCGUAUUUGGACCGAAUCUAGUUAGAGCGCCGCCAGCUCGUGGGAUGUCUCUCUCCGCGAUAGGGCCCAUCAACCAAUUUAUAGACUUUUUAUUCACCUAUCAAGAUAAGAUAUUCAUUAUUUAAAAGUACACCAUGCAGACAGUCGAGGGCCUAAUCAUAACAUUCAAUUAUUGAUGAUAUGAUUAUUACCACGUAUAAUAUUUGCACUUUCGUUUACUGGAAUAUUUUAAUAUCCGACAAUAGAGAAAAGAGCAGAAGAGAAGAUGCCCAAUAUUUGUUUACACGUUUUUGCACAACAUUUUUUAUAAGAAUACAACUAAGUACAAUAAUUUUCGCGGGUGAGAGGAAAAGAAGAAUGUGUAUAUCUAGAAAAAAAAUUACGACCAAAUACCAAAGAUAUAUGAAACGUCACACAGUGAAUAUAUAUAUAUAUAUAUAUAUAUAUAUAUUUAUUUAUUUAUAUAUAUAUAUAUAUACAUAUAUAUAUAUAUAUAUAUAUAUAUAUAUAUAUAUAUAUAUAUAUAUAUAUAUAUAUAUAUAUAUAUAUAUAUAUAUACAUACACUAUUUAAAAUAGUUAUUUAAAAUAAUAUUUACUAAUUUAAUAAAAUAAUAUGUUCGAAAAUAGAAGAAGAUAUCGAGGGAUGCUUUUAUUAUCGCGAGAGAUCAUGAAUGAUAAUAUUUUUCUUCUAAAAUCUCUUAUAUAAACUUUUUUAAUGUCAUAUUUAAUUUAAUUUUUAUUUAACACAACGAACGUUUUAUUUUAAAAGUUAUGCCAAUUAUUUUUUAAUCUACAAUCUUUGAAAGUUUAGUUAUUUUUAUUUAGUUGUUAUUUUUACUAUAUUGAUUAAAACGUUUAAAAUAAGAUUGUUCCAGUCAUUAUUAUCAAGUCAAUUUAAACAAUUUCGAUAAAUUUUUUUUCAUUGCAUAACAAUGAGUUUUUAAUGAGUUUUUAUUACAGAGUUAGACUUAUAAAUUGUUUAAUUGCCCUGUUUCGGUUACUACAUAAUUUAUAAAAUAUCUCGUAAUUUUUAUGGAAAAAAUAUCUCUAUAUACUAAACGUAAAAUAUGUCAACUAAAAAUAAACUUUUUAAUACUUAAUCUUUUGCAUUGCAGGAUUUUAUGUAUAUACUGGAAAAAUUGAUAAAAUCUAAUAAUUGUGGUUUAACAAAUGUAGUAUACAUGAUACUGUAUCUAAGUAAAUUCAAGAAGGUGAGAUAUAUUAAAGAAAAUGAUUAAUAAUGCAAAAGAAUUUAUAUAUGUGAUACACGCGCACGCAUACACACACACACAUACCACACACAUAUUAUAGAAAGAGAAAGAUACAUAGUGUUAAUAAAACAGACUUUUCUGGUGACUUAGUCACUGUGUAAAUUUUAGUAUUCUUCUGAUAUUCUUUUCUCGAUUAUAAUCUUGAGAGAAGAAUUUGUGUGAUCGUUAAUUUCGUUUUAUUAUCAUAAUAAAGAGAUAAUGAGAACGAAAAAAGAGAGGAAUAUAAUUUGUAUUGUGAAUGUCAGGGUACUAUAUAGUUUAAUGUUUUAGUUAAUUUUAUCUGUCAUUUAGAUAUAAGGAUAAAAGACUUAGCAUUUUUCGUGAAACAAAUCGUAUCUAUAUAUAUCCUUUUAAACGGUCCUGCCAUUAUGGGUAACUGGGAUAAAGUAUGGGCUAACAGCCUAAAACUGCUCUCUAUUAUUGAAAAGACUAACCCAGACCUAUAUAGAACUGAUGUGACAUUCCUUCUCAUUGUCUAUAGAAAAAUGUAUAAUAAAAUAUGUUAAUUUCUAAAUCUAUGAUAAUUGGUACAUCGAUUGUAUGUUACAAUCCUUUGUAAAUUCUAAACAUCUCACGCACAGAACUUAUAUACAAGGUGUAAAAAAAAAGUAAAUAGAACAUUCUUCUAUAACAUUAUUACAAUUUACUAUUAUAUAUUUUUUUUUUCAUAUAACUUAUAACAAUAAUUUAAACUUUACAAUAAUUAUUUAUCGCUAAUUUUUAUAAUUUCAAACGAAUAAAAACAUUGUGAGUUAACAAACAAUA